AUGUCUGGUUCUGAUGGCGCACGCUCUCUACGUAAAUCCUCCACGGCCUCGAGAACUCCCUCAUCGUCUCCGCUUCCGUCUUUGUCGCUGACCAGGGAUCACAUCACUGAGGCUCUUUCAAAAUCACCCGAUGGAGGCGCAACAUUGGACCUUGCCUACAAAGGGCUUACCGACGUCGGAGAGUCGGGAGUAGAGGAACUCGCUUCAGUAGGCACGGAUGAGGAUGGAGAUGACCUCAUGGACAGCCCUGUAGUGCGAAUCGCGCUCGCACAUAAUAGACUUACGGCCCUGCCCAUGGCCUUUUCUUUACUCUCACGCCUGCGUUAUCUGGUACUGAAGAACAACAAUUUUUCGAUCUUCCCCGACGUUCUCACUGUGCUGCCAUCGCUCGAGAUCCUGGACAUUAGCCGGAACAAACUCAAGAGUCUACCCUCCCAGCCCGGCUCGUUGGUUAACUUGCGUGUGUUCUCCCUCACACGAAACAAACUCCAGAGACUUCCGCCAUACCUAUCCAAGUUUAAGCAGUUGACUCUGCUGAAGGUGGACCAGAACCCAUUGCAAUGGCCGAAUCAAUCAAUCCUGGAAUUCAAAAGAAAUCCUAGCGACCCUCAAGCUAUGGCAGACUGGAUACACCAUCUACAGUCAUGGCUAGAGGAACACGCGUCGGAGCCUGGAGAACGGAAGCUCAGUGAUGACUCAAUGACCAGUGAGAUCAGCAACGAGUCGUCAUUUUUGGACCCACUGCGCGGAGACCGAACACCAUCCCUUCAUGCCGAGUCAAUCUUGCAUUCUCGCUCUGUGUCCAUGGACUCCGAAGCCUCCUCGUUUUUGCAUACACGAUCUCGCUCCCCUGGUCCGCCUCGUGGUCCCGUCGACGAAGCUCCCCGUCUGCAUCUCGACCACUUCUUCUCCCAUUUGUCAUCGGCGAAAAGUGCCACACCUUCUCCUAGAUCCCCAGAAGCCGUGACUUCUCCUAUCGACGACCCUCCGUAUUCCAACGGUGUACAUGCGGGGCAUGCGCGCUACGCCUCAUCGAACGCCUCGGUAAAUGGCAAUGGGUCUACUAAAGUCCUGCUAAGGAGUAAUCCUGCUGUCAAGAAAAGCAUGACUGAUCUUAGACCUACCCGUUUGCAUGGCCUCAGCGGUAUUCCACGCGCUGCCACUCAUGGCACUGAUCAUUUCCCCAUUUUCCACCAUCAUCUACCUCACAACUCCAUUACGGACGAACCGGUGCAUGCAUCACCAAUCUCUAUCAACCAAGUAGCUCCCUCCAUGGACACUGAACGCAACUCAUAUUUCCGAAGAUUAUCCACCCUCUCGGCCGCCACCCUCUCGAAGGCCAUUCCAGACUCCCUGCUGGCAGUUGUUGACGCUGUUCGAGGCAUUCUUUUCGCUCUCUCUCAAAUCUACCAGUCUCUGCAGCACUACACCGUCUACGCCAUCGAUGAACGCCUGUCAGCGGUGCUACAGAAGGUCUUGGGUCCGGCCGCGCAUUAUAUGUCACAACUCAUCCACACGCUCGACCGCUUUGAUGCAGUUAGCAGACGUGCGCUACCAAGCCCACCCAUUUGUCGCAUGGUGAUAGAAUGUUGUCGAGACAACGUCACAAUAUUUGGUAAAGCUGCCGGAAUGCUCUCACUACAGCUCAAGGUUCUGGCGAAACACGACGAUGAACGUUACACACGACAGAUGCUGCUUGUACUUUAUGGGGCGAUGUCAGAGAUCGCAGCCGCGUGGCAAUCGAUGUCGACGCACGUCGACGCGAUACGCCCAUAUCUCUCCGACCAGCGUCCACCUCCCUCCAAAUCAUACGGCGGGAAACCACGGACGAACGGCAUUGUCACUGGAGACAAGCCACGAACACCGUCUUCUGCACCCCCUGCCACCUCAUCGCCGUUCCUUCCCGGUCAACCAGAAACUCCACAACGUUUUCACCUCCGCACCAACACCCAGCGCUCCUUGGACUUGGGCAAGAUCCACAUCAGUCGACGACAUGCGGGCUCUUUCAGUUCCAAAGACGUCGAGAUUGGCAAGCUGCUCCCGUCCUACAUUGACCCUCCCCCGUCACUCCCUUCAGGAUUCAGCUCGAAUGGCGCCUUCCAACAAACCACUCCCACGCCUUCUGUCCGGACCAUGCGUCGACUAGUCCUUCCGGGCCAGCAGCAGUCACAGGAGAUUCAACUCGGGGGUCACUCACGACACGGUUCUCAAACGUCCCUUCUCAGCAACUCUACCUCUUCUCCGCAACUCAGUGGUCUAUCCGUCUCGGGUACGAGCACGCUUGUCGACAAGGAUCUUAUCGGUGCAAUGAAGGCCGCGGUAGAAGCAGCACCAGAGAUAUGGGAUAUGAUGGACGAGGUUCUCGACGUGGAGGCUUCAGAUGCAGACGACGACUUCCGCGAUAUGCUCGCGCGAGCAAAGGCCGUGACGGAGCGUCUGCGGAGAAGUAUCGCUGCCGUUCAGGAAGGGGGUUUCUCGCAAGUGGCGGAUGGGAAGGCGUUGCACGACGACGCGCAUUUAUUCGUGAAGACUGUCAUCCAGCUGUCUCGCGCCCUGAAGACGCGCGGCACUGUCCCCAGCGCGACGCCCGCCGCCUCCAUUGCGAACGGCGCGACCAGCGCGAGUACACCGACACCGCCGCCGCUCUCCUCGACGCUCCGCACGAAGAUGGUCCGGCUCACGAACGCGACGCAGGAGUUCGUCAUGCUCCUGCACGUGUCCUCGUUCUCCCCCGCGCCGACGCCCGGCCUCCGCUCACACUCGCCCAUGGUCGGCUUCAUGAACGGAGGCCUCACGCCGCAGCCACCGCUAACGCCUAUGCCCAUGUCCUCGCCCUCCUUCCUCGACGAAUCGCGCCUCGGCUCCAACCUCUCACGCGCCCGGAGCGCCAACGCUGUCGGGAUGAAGGUUUAA
This is a messenger RNA of Epithele typhae, 2913 nucleotides long. Its product is annotated as RAM signaling pathway protein-domain-containing protein. The transcript is spliced from 7 exons. Gene Ontology annotation, molecular function: protein binding. The record is from RefSeq and is a predicted model, not a curated record. NCBI's taxonomy places the organism in Eukaryota, Fungi, Basidiomycota, Agaricomycetes, Polyporales, Epitheliaceae. The coding region runs from base 1 to 2913 and encodes 970 amino acids.